UGUGUUUUUUUCCACCUAGUGGUCACUAAUAGAAUUAAAUGACAUGAAUUUGAAGCCCAUGCAUUAUUGUAAUACUGUACACGUUUGUAUCUGCAUAAAUGAGGUAUAGUGUUAGCGUAAUUGUCAAAUGUAUGAAAUAAUUGCUGCAGGUUAUCAUGGCCAAAGUGUCAGCUGACAUUUCUUUUGGCAAAAAAUCACAUUUUUAACACAGCUUGUAUUCCGGAAGAUCAAAGUGUUCCUUGAUAGUGUGCUGCUAAUUGACUUUUUUUUUCUUAGCAGGAACUUGCCAACACUUUAAUCCACAUAAUCUUGUGAUGCUUUUCUAAAUCCAUCCAAUCUGUUGCGGCUCUAUAAUUAACAGCCCUGCUCUAGAAAUCUGGGUCAGUAGAUCGAAGCCCGAGUGCUGCAUCGUGUGCUGAGCAAGUUUUUAACCGAAACUCAGGAUUGAGAAACGUGUCCCCGCUGAGGAUACCCAAAUGGAUACCCAAAACCUGGCCAUACAAAACUGGAGUUUGGAUUUUAACGAUGACCUCCGCUCAAACCAUCCUAUUUUCCAAAGCGAGGGAAAGUCAGAUCCACGUCCCAGCGUGUGGGCCGAACCAACGGGAAUGCAGAGUUGCACUUCUCGGUCUUUCGCCAGGGAUGCUAGGAUGAGACUAGAUUUUUUAAAGUUUGGAUCUAAUUCUCAAGUGUCCUCCGCUGCCAAGGAUGAUGAUGAAAAAGAAAAAGACCCAGGAACACAUACUGUUUUUGACUUAGUGGAUCUUCUUGAAUUUAAGGAUGAUAAAGAGGAUCACGAAAGCUGGUUAUAUGAAUCUCCAAAAAAGCAGAUAUCAGAGGACAACCAGUCACCUCUGAGAUGGUGUCGACACGUCUUGGAUAAUCCGAGUCCUGAAAUGGAGGCCGCAUCUCGUUUACUUCGCAAUAAACUAAAUCAAAAAACAAGCAGUUCCUACAGGAGUAUCUUUUACAAACAGCCUGCAGGGCAAGAUCACACCGACAGUGCAUGUGUGGAUCCUCACAAUGACAAAAUAUCUACAAAUACGACACACGACACCUCUUUGGAUGAUCUGGCUAUGCCCUGUGAGUCCAUAACUACCAGCUACAAAUUGCAGGACAUCACAGAUGUUCACCUAAUGGCCCGUAUACAAGAAGACAGUUUACGACAGGACUACAUCUCCACGCCCGCCGGUGUUUCAGACCGAAGAAGUCCUGAGCCACAAGUUCGACUUCGUCAGCAAGUCACUCAGUUCAAGUUGCUCAAAAGGGCUCAAAAUCGAGCCAGGACAGAAUCCCCCCUUCGGACCAGCCUUCGUUCACUCCAGGCUCUGAGAAACAGUCGGAGUUUGGACACCGAUGACUGCCUGCCUGAUCAUCAAACACCAAACACAGCUUUGCCAUCAGCAUCCACUAAGUCUAGCGACUGGUCACAAUUGGUGAGCGGCUCUUCAGUCCACAAGACGGCCACGAGGGAAGUGCAGAGGUCUCAGUCUCUCAGCCCCCGUCGGAUCUCUCAUCGCGCUAAGAGAUAUCUGUCUGUUAAUGCGUGUGUUUAUGCUUCACCUGAGAGGUCAACCACUGCAGCUUGGGGCGGCACUUCGCCAUCAACGCGAAGGUGAAUCACCUCAGCCGACACUAUUCGGCGGAAACAUAAGGGCACAUUGUUUGACUGUGUUCAUUUGUUUAUAAAGUCGCUGAUUGGAUGAGAGCAGGACGCUUGCAACGACAUUGUCUUGCAUUUAUCCGGUUGAAUUAUUUCUUUUUAUAGCUGAGUUACCAUAGCGGACGUAAUGGUGUUAUGUAAGGUAUCCUCGACGAGGGGAGCAUUUACUAAACAUUCGAUUAGAAAGCACCGAUUGUCUCUCGCAGCCUCCAUUUUUUUGUAAUGUACUUUACAGCUACCUUGUAUGUGACAAUGAAGAAAUUAUUCUUGUUUAUUUUUCCAUUGCAAGAAUGUAGUUUGUGGUUACAGAAUGAAAUCAAAUGUCUCACAUAAAUAUAAUGGGUAAAAUAAACGCAGAAAUUUACAAUGGGAAGCGCUGACGUUACAAGCAUUUGUGAAAAAU
Syngnathus acus (greater pipefish) is the source of this 2066-nucleotide messenger RNA. Its product is annotated as SLAIN motif-containing protein-like. The transcript is spliced from 8 exons. The record is from RefSeq and is a predicted model, not a curated record. Gene Ontology annotation, biological process: positive regulation of microtubule polymerization; cytoplasmic microtubule organization; microtubule nucleation. Gene Ontology annotation, cellular component: microtubule plus-end. Bases 477 to 1619 code for a protein of 380 amino acids. Lineage: Eukaryota; Metazoa; Chordata; Actinopteri; Syngnathiformes; Syngnathidae.